Messenger RNA from Chaetomium globosum CBS 148.51, 816 nucleotides. RefSeq lists its product as uncharacterized. The record is from RefSeq and is a predicted model, not a curated record. The transcript is spliced from 3 exons. Gene Ontology annotation, cellular component: cortical endoplasmic reticulum; Golgi apparatus. Gene Ontology annotation, biological process: sphingolipid metabolic process; intracellular sterol transport; regulation of plasma membrane sterol distribution. Bases 1 to 816 code for a protein of 271 amino acids. NCBI's taxonomy places the organism in Eukaryota, Fungi, Ascomycota, Sordariomycetes, Sordariales, Chaetomiaceae.
AUGCCGAUUUGUAUAGAAUGUCGGCACCCCGUCAAGACACUCUGGCGCGAGGGCGGCGGCGACAAGUCGGGCGGGCACAACAUCCGUUUGACAGUAUGCAAAAACUGCGGCCGCUUCUGCGACAAAUACGUCGAGCACGAUUUCGUGGUGUUGUUUAUUGAUCUGGUCUUGAUCAAGCCACAGCCCUCGAUCAUCCGCCUCGGCGUUCUCCUUUUGCUCUUCGACGUCUAUCUCACCUGGGCACGUAUCGAGCGCCAAUCCGCACCAGCCGACCCUCCCGAUAUAACCGACAAUGAAAAUAACUUUGGCCGACUUGCCCAACAACCCAUAGUCUUCCAAUACAUGUUUUUCCUAAUCCUCUGCACGCUCUCCACAAUCGCCUUCCACGGCUCCAUCCGCUUCCUCACCUCAUCACGCUACUCCCCACUCGCCGCGCUCGGCCUGUUACCACGGUACUCGCGGCCUAACUCAGUCUCCACGGCGCUGCUCGUGUCGUCGUCGACCAAGCUGUUCCCGAUCCUGAUGGUGAUCUGGGAAUACGACGUGCCCGCGGCGGCGCGGUCGCUCGGGUGGGCCGUGGUGGCCAACAACGUGGAGGCGCUCAAGAUCCUGCUGGACUGCGGGUACGGCGUCGCCGCGCUGCUGGCCAUGGCCGGUGCGGUCAGUCGGUGGGCGAUGGGCCGGGCGGUGCUGUGGGCGGCUGGGUUGGAAGGGGUGGACUCAGCGGGCGAGUCCGGGGUUGCGGAGGACGGGCGCGCCUUUGUCGCGAUGCUGAUGUACGCGAGGGAAUGGGCGGGCAGGCUGGCUGUUGGUUAG